GUCCUGAGCCGCUCAUCUCAGAAGUUCUGCUGCAGUCAUUAUUGAGAAGUUCUGUGUUGGUUUCUUUUUGUCGCAGCCCCCGCCGGUGCUCUGAGCCACGCGUCCAUCGCAUCGGGGACUGUGAAGCUGUGAAAUGGCAGUGAUGGGGAUUGCGUGCCAUGGAGCCCCCGCUCCGCCCGCCAAGCAGCAGCAGGAGCUCAGUGCCACCAAAGGGCUGCACGAGGCCGCGAGCGAGAAGCAAAGCAGCGUCUGCAAAGUCGAGGAUUCGAAGAAAGCCAUAUUCCAUAGCCAGUGGAAAAUCCUCAACGACGUCAUCACCAAAGGAACAGCAAAAGAAGAAACAGAAGGAGGCUGCGCGUCCAUCUCCAUUAUUGCCCAGGCAGAGUGUGAGAACAGUCAGGAGUUCAGCCCCACUUUGUCAGAGAGAUCCUUCAUUGCCCACAGCAAGCGUUACAGCCGCUCAGACAGCCUCGACCAGAUCCCAAACAAUGUGGCCCAUGCGACAGAGGGGAGGAUGGCUCCCACCUGCUGGAGGGGGAGGCAUCGUGGUAGAGCGAAGAAGAAGCGUCACAAGAAACGAUCCAAGCUGAAAAUACAAACAGUGGCUGCUGGCAGACGGGGCCCCAGAACUCCGGAACAGGAGAGCUGCACCCCGAUUCCCGUCCAGGAGGAUGAAACGCACCACAACGCUCUCUACAGAAACAGCUUUUGGUUAUCAGAGCUGAACAAGAGCUUGCUUUAUGAUCCACCCCCGUUUGAGAAGCCCGAGAAAGUUCUGUCCGCGGAGAAGCUCCAUUCAGUGGGCAGCCAGCACAAAACUGACUUGCACAAGCUGAUAAGCCCUGUCCAGUGCCUUAAUCAUGUCUGGAAACUGCACUACCAGAGGGACAACGUCCCUCAUCCUGAAACUCUCCGUCCUUUUCCAUACAACAUCGCGCCCCCCGCCCUCCCACACCUGGACAAUCCUAUCCAUCCCAUGAAGCUUAAUGCUCUGGAGACGUAUUUCCACCAUGAUCUCAAUUACCCAGACAGUGAGCAUCGCUUGUCUGGCCUAAAGUUGGGAUACAGCUUCCCCAAGUGCGUCAGCCAGUCCAUGAAAAGCAGCUUGGACAAGGUUUCUGUGGAAGAAUACUUGGUGGACGCCUUGAAGGGCAGCGUGAGCCUCGGGGAGCCGCAGAACUUGGCCAGCCUCGCCAAGACGUGGAGGGGAGGCAGUCUGGACCCAAAGGAGCAAUUUCAAAAGGCAGAUGAGAAUGAAGGCGUGCUGCUCACUGAGAAACUAAAGCCAGUGGAUUAUGAGUACCGAGAAGAGGUUCACUGGACCAAGUGCCACGGCUCCCUGGGCAUCGGCUCUUUUGGAGAAGUGUACAAAGUAGAGGACAAGCAGACAGGAUUUCAGUGUGCUGCCAAAAAGGUGCAGGUCGAACACUUCCGUGCAGAGGAGUUGACGACGUGCGCGGCGAUAACGAGCCCGAAGGUUGUGCCGUUGUACGGCGCCGUGAAGGAGGGACCUUGGGUGACCAUCUUCAUGAAGCUGAUGGAGGGCGGAUCGCUGGGGCAGCUAAUUAAGCAGAGCGGCUGCCUGCCCGAGGACAGAGCCCUCAGUUACCUGGGGCAGGCACUGGAAGGUCUGGAGUACCUCCAUGCUCAGAACAUUCUCCAUGGAGAUGUGAAAGCGGAAAACGUACUUUUGUCUGAUGAUGGGAGCAGAGCUCUGCUGUGUGAUUUUGGCCACUCUGCUCACCUCCAUCCCGACGGCCUGGGGAAGUGCUUGGUCACAGGAAACUACGUGCCGGGCACAGAGACACACAUGGCUCCAGAGGUGGUCCUGGGAAAGCGCUGCGACUCCAAGGUGGACGUGUGGAGCAGCUGCUGCAUGAUGCUGCACAUGCUGAACGGCUGCCACCCCUGGACGCAGUAUUACAAUCAUCCCCUUUGUCUGAAGAUCGCAAAGGAGCCGCCGCCUCUGAGGGAAAUUCCACCUUCCUGCAACCCCCUCACUGCUGAGAUCAUUAAAAUGGGUCUGGAGAAGGAGCCCGUGCAGAGGGCGUCUGCGUCUGAGCUGAGGACCAAGGCCAGCACUGCGCUGCAAGAAGUGGGAGGUGUGAGAAGCCCCUGGAAAGGUGAAUACAGAGCGCCCAGGCGUUUGGCACUGCACAAGGAGAACAACCCCCAGACGUCCCUGCCCCCCACAGCGAGCCCCACUUCGGCCGCUCCUCACCUGGAACCGGCAGCCCGAGGCUGCAGUGCCAGCCCUGUGCCACCACCAGCCCUGGAGCGAGCGAGGCAGGGUGAGGGAACGCGCUGGAAUGAGAGCAGGGAUCUGUCCAGGACCUGGGAUCCUCCUCCUCUCUCCUCCGCUCCCCUCCCCUUAAAGAGCUGCAGCCAUACAGAGAGAGCAAGCACCAUUUCCGAGCAAGAGCUCCAGCAGCUGGAAAUAGAGCUGUUUCUGAACAGCCUUUCUCAGCCAUACUCACUGGAAGAGCAGGAACAAAUGCUUUCGUGUCUGAGCAUUGACAGCCCGUUUGUGUCAGACGCCAGUGAGAAGAACUCCAUGAAGGCCUCCCUUAGCCUGCGGGACACCAUGAGCUCCGGCAUCCAUUCCUGGAACAGCCAGACAGACGGACAGAGCUUCAGCUGGAACAACGUGCUGAGCCGCGGCCGCCACACGGACACCCCCAGCUGCUUCAAUGGAGUGAAAAUCCAGAUCCAGUUGCUAAGUGGAGAAAAUUUACACAUCAGGGAUUUCCACAGGACAAAGGUGGGAGACAUUGCCACUGGGAUAAGCAGCCAGAUACCCGUCCCCGCCUUCAGCCUGGUGACAAAGGAAGGCCGCCCCAUUCACUACGACAUGGAAGUCCCCGACUCGGGGAUUGAGCUGCAGUGCACCCUGGCCCCGGAUUGCAGCGUCAGCUGGGCGUGGAGAGUCAAACACGGUCAGCUGGAGAACAGGCCGUGAGGCCGCUCCUUUCGGGAGGUUUUUACCUUGUGAAAUGUGGAAUUGCAAAAGCUUCCGAGCACCCCUGCCAUGGAGCACCGCGCGCUGGAGGCUGGUGCUGAAGUAGGAUAGCAGCUCAGCACGGUGCUCUCACCUCGCUGCUGUUCCAGCCCUGUUCAGGACGCGUCCUGAAGCGUAGAUGUUCCCCAGAACAGUGGGCAGUGCUUGUUUUGGGUGUGCUAGAUUGAGCUUGAGAAUGGGAGAUGGAGAUUCCUGCUCUUCAGAGGAAUGCGAGUGUCCUUUUCAGGAGAACGUGGAGACUGGAUGGGAGCUCCUAUUGCUCAGCCGAGGGAAGCCGGUGUUCCCGGGCUGGAAGGAGGCUGAGCGACUGCAGAGCGGCUGUCAGCGCCCAGGGGAGCAGGCUGGUGUCCUCCGGGCUGGAGGAAGGCCAGAACGUGGCUGCAGGCUGUGGUGGCAGCACCUCUGCCCAAACCUUUCACACGGGGAAGACACAGCAGUAACUGCCUGGGUUCUGGGUUUCACCUUCCACAUAGACGUUUCCUUUCUGAAUCACAAAAGAGCUUUGUUUCCAGAAAGAGAUUUGCUUGCAGCUCUCACCUUCAUAUCUCCUCCUGCCAUAGGAGCUGGGGCCGGAGGAGCAAAGCCCCACUGCCCCCACAGCUCUCCUGCAGGCCAUGGGGCAGAGGAUGUCAGCUCAGACAAACUGCAUUCUGCCACCAGAUUCCAUCUCCUCUCUCAGUCCCACAUUCGGUCGUGGAUUCAGCCCCUCCUCACCUGCUCAGCGCGGCAUGGACUGGGCCAGCAGAUGGGCGCUUUGUGCCUUAAUUUCUGGUGAACUUUUUUACUGAUCUGUGCAUUUCUUUUUUGUAGUAUAUUGAAACUGCGUGUGCUGAAUUUGAGUGGGCAGGUGCUGCUCUCCCUUUGGUAACAGGUGGGCCCGAUCCAGGCUGUCUGGGAGACACAGCGAGGUGGGGCCAUUGAAGGGAAAUUCACUUAAAACAGCCCAAAAAAGUUCAGCUCUGGACCUUUGCUUUGAGGAGCAGUGCCCCGUAGCUGCUCUCCUUGGCUCCCACCACACGUGGCAGUGUUGUCCUUAACCAGAACCGUACAGCUGUGAUGCAGUAGGGAAGCGGAACUCUUGAAGAAAACUUAAACCCGUCCCCUCCGUGGGUAUGAUUUCUUUUAGCACUUUUCUGUUCUGAAG
Messenger RNA from Tympanuchus pallidicinctus (lesser prairie-chicken), 4163 nucleotides. RefSeq names its product mitogen-activated protein kinase kinase kinase 14 (gene MAP3K14). The record is from RefSeq and is a predicted model, not a curated record. Gene Ontology annotation, biological process: protein phosphorylation; positive regulation of canonical NF-kappaB signal transduction. Bases 134 to 2959 code for a protein of 941 amino acids. The transcript has 16 exons. Gene Ontology annotation, molecular function: ATP binding; protein serine/threonine kinase activity. NCBI's taxonomy places the organism in Eukaryota, Metazoa, Chordata, Aves, Galliformes, Phasianidae.